AUGAGAGGAGCCCCGACAGGAACUGGCGGAGCAGAGCUGAAUUCCAGUGAUUCUGAUGCUGGCAGUAGCAAGGCCAAGGAAGUGGGGAAGGUAGGCGCUGCCAAACAUGAGCAGUGGUUAGAGCUUCAAAAUUUGGAAGAGUGGCUGGAUGCCUUGCUGGGGGCAGGACAGUACCAGCAGGGUGGACAAGGUCAAUUCACUGCCGCAAACAGAGGGGAAGCAGAGAAGGCGGUAGAGGAAGAAGACAAGAUUAUGACGCGAAAGAAGCACGCUUUCCAGAAUGACCCGGAUGGAGCGGGACAGCCCACCGGGGCAACCGGAGGAGCAGCAGGGAGAGCAAUAGUGGAGGAACGUUCAAAGCCACUUCAGCUGCUGUCUAGGCUGGACAUGGUUCACUACUUGAACGUGACGGGCGGGUGGGAUGAGGAUCUGCCAAUUGUCACUGAGCUGGGGGGGAGCAGGCAGGGGGAGAUUGACAAUUUUGCGUCCAUGCUGGUGCAGGUGCUGGGGGUGAAGGAGAGUGCUGAUCUAAAGGAAGGGUUUGGGUUCUUUGUGCAGCAACUGCUGUCAGGCGGGCUGGAGAUGGCGCAUGCACAGGGGAGGGGGGGAGGUGGGGGCAAGGCUGCUGAGAAGGUGCAUGGGAAGGGGAAGGGGAUGGGGUUGGCUGAGGAGAAGGCUGUCGAGAAGACGUAUGGGGGGGCGAAGGGCAUGUGCGAGGCUUCACCUGGGAGGGAGGAUGGGAGACACGGAGAGGAAGAGGCAGGGAGCAAGGUAGAGAUGGAUGGGGUUGUUGGCGUGUGGGGGAGGGCACGAAAGGACGUGAAGUGGAGGGCGCAUCUGAAGGGACGUGUGUGGGAGAGGUUCGGCGCCAUCCCGAAGCCUCUAGAGGGAAGCAGCAUUGCUUUGGAGUGGGAGGAGUGGCCUGCAGGCGAGGAAGCUGCUGUGAAGUUUCCUGUGAACCGAAAGGAGAGGUGUUUUGGGCUUGGGAUAGUGGAGGAGCGUGGUGAAGCAGCUGAGAAGCUGAUUGGGCAUCCUGCAGAAGGCCAAGGAGAUGUGGACUUCCUGGUGGGGUUUGCCGGGUAUGUCAUGCACCCUCCUGCCUGCACCCAGUGCAGCACCUGCUCUGCGGAAUUCAUGCAAUCCGUGUGCAUGGCUGCUCUCACUGUCAACUUUGCUUACUGCCCCGUCAGCCAUCUGUUCUCCCGCUUGCUCUCGGUCUUCCCUCCCUCCUCCCCUGGCUUCGACAAGCUGGUUGAGUGUCUGGACCUCCCCGCACGCCUGCCCAGGCCGUUGAACCUGCACAUGCUGCUGAGACGAGCGGAGCAAGUGCCUCUGUACUUCCUCAUUCACAUGGCAGUGUGGUGCGCUCGUCCUCUUCUGAAUCUUGCUUGUUCUGAGGGAGGGUACAGUGAGAAAGGGCAGGGAGUGCAGUCAGGUGCACGAAAAAAUGAAGUGGCGGAAAUGGGAAAAGGUGGCAGUGUGAAGGUGCAAGGCUGCUGGGAUGGUGAGGUGUGGGAAGAGGUGGAAAUAUGGUACUUUGCAGCAAUGAAGACAUGGAUGUCAAACCUGAGGGUUGAGGGAGGGAGUGAGGAGUGCAGCGGCAGCAGAGAGCGGGAGAGGCCUACAGGGGGGUUCGAUAUCACGUGGGCUCUUGCAGCGGCGAUCAUCCCGAGAUACUGUGAGGGGUUGCAGGGGCAGCAAAGGUCUGCCAUGGGGAGCAGCAACAAGGGCAGCAGCAGCAGCAGCGGCGGCGGCUGUGAGAAGAAGGGCGAGAAGGGGGAGGAGCCGGCGUAUCUGAAGGCAUGGCCAGGGGGAGUCAAUCUGGUGGCAUGUCUGCGAGAGAUGCUGCUGGGGGAGCCGUGCUACCACCCUGCCUCCCCUGCUGCCCCUUCCAUCCAUGCUACUGCUUCCACCCAUCCUGCUGCUUCCACCCAUCCUGCUGCUUCCACCCAUCCUGCAGAUAGCAUCCGAGCUGGAUCUGCUGCUACCGCUGCUGCUGCUUCAGGUGUCCGAGGCCGUGUGUGCGGUGCUGCGGGAUGUGGGAUGGUGGAGGGUGGCGGAGUGAAGCUGAGGAGGUGCGGUGGGUGUGGCAAGGUGGCGUAUUGCAGCAGAGAGUGCCAAAAGGCGCACUGGCCCUCCCACAAGCUCACAUGCCCUGGCAGGAACAGCGGGGAGAAGAAUGGGAAGGAUGGGAGUGGGGUUGGGAGCAAGGAUGGUCGCAUAAAAAUUGGCAAGGAGAGUGAUUGUGAGGGUUGCGCGCAUCGUCUGAACGUCGUCAUGAACAAGUGGUGUGGGAUGUGA
Molecule: messenger RNA, 2301 nt
Organism: Closterium sp. NIES-65
Lineage: Eukaryota; Viridiplantae; Streptophyta; Zygnematophyceae; Desmidiales; Closteriaceae
Source: the annotation of a GenBank genome assembly